UUACAAAUGCAGGAACAGCGAACGUCCAGCUAAUACACACAAAUAGGUAGAUAAAUAUAUUUCCCAGUUCCUUAGAUUUCCGAUCAAAAUCAACUGUUUAAACGUGAAGGCAAUUCAAUGAGCCGCUUAGACGACAUUACUCAUACAGGUAUCGCAUUUUGAGAUCUCCCUGGAUGCAAUAGUUCGUUCUCAACAUGUUUGCCGGCGCAGCGACCUCGACUCCUUUCUCAGUCAGGGAUAUUUUAAAUCUUCAACACCAUCCUGACAUGGCCUCGCUGGGUGUCUCCUCGGGGCUGGACUCGCCUCCCUCCCCUGCUUCUUGUAUGCUGGAGCGGACCAAACAGCAACACUACAGUGAAACCCCGUCCGUUAGCGCGUACGACGAACCACUGUCCAAAAUGAAUUCUUGCAAAAACAAUCCCGACUAUUCGAGCACUUCCUACGUUAAUGAUUAUUUGGAAAUCAGUAACAGCGAAGCCAAGCCAAGCAACGGACUGACGGGAAAAAGUGAUAAGGAAUGCCGGAUGAUGGAAGUUAAUUUGGAGAAGGACGGACAGAAAGCGGACGGAGCCGAGCGGCCCCGGAGACGGAGGAGAAAACCACGCGUCCUCUUCUCCCAGGCUCAGGUCUACGAACUGGAGAGGCGCUUCAAACAGCAAAAGUAUCUCUCUGCGCCCGAGAGGGACCACUUAGCAAACAUACUGAAGCUCACCUCCACCCAGGUGAAAAUUUGGUUUCAAAACCGCAGAUACAAAUGUAAAAGGCAACGCCAGGACAAGUCGCUGGAAAUGGUAGGCCUCCCGCCUCCGAGGAGAAUCGCCGUGCCUGUGCUGGUCAGAGACGGGAAGCCGUGCCUGGGAGAGUCUUCGCCUUAUAACUCGCCAUAUAACAUGAACAUCAGUCCUUACGCUUAUGGCACUUAUGCGAACUAUACCAACUACAGUGGAGGGGCCACUUCUGCCAACUACAGCUGUAACUACCCAAGUGUACAAGCCGUGCCCCCGUCCACAGCGGCUGGCAGCUUUAUGAAUAUGAAUUUCACGGUCAAUGAUUUGAGCAACGCGAUGCAGACUCAAAUCCACCAGAAUUCUGGAGUUUCUACGUUGCAUGGUAUCCGAGCCUGGUAAUGCUAACUGUGGCUUAGCAUAGCACGAAUUUCGUGUUCCACUGGCUAGUUGCACUGUUCAAUUAUUCUUCGGCCGAAUGUCGAGGAAGACAGCCGUUUUCCAUAUCGAAAUCGGAUAAUUGGUAACUUACCAAAGGGUUCAAAGCCUGUUAGCAUAGCAAGCAAGCCCUCGGUACCGGACAGGGAGAAGGAUGGUUUCAUUUUAUCUUCUUCAGAAACUUUUAUUUUGCCGUAUUUCAUUUCACUGAAUGAAUUUGCGUCCCUAUUUAAUCUCUAGAAUAUUAUUGUAUGAAGUACAUCACAUUGCAUAUUAUCCCGGAUUGCACCAAAUGCAACAUAAGGCAUAGGUGAUAGCAACAUCGCGGAUUCUUGUUAACAGACUACGGUUGCAUAGAAGCAAACCUGCCAAAAACAUUGUAAUCUAUCGGCUUGUUCAUACAUCUGGAUUUCAUGUUUCAAAACAACUUUUUAUUGUAUUUGUAUUUCGUAGUCUAGUGUAAAUAUGGUUAAGAGUAAUUGGUUCAUUUAGGGUUAAAGAUGUUUUAUUAUUAUUGAUGAAACCACUUUGUACAGUCUUCGCAACCCCGAAUUCUGAGUUAAUUAGCAAUAUGUCAAGUAGAAAAGAUGACUAAAAUUAUGCACUAAUAUUGCCAUUUUCUAUCUUUAGCUUUCCGUUUUACCAACAAUGUAUAAAAUUAACUGUAAGAAAGCUACUACAAUGUUGCUUGCAAUCUCCAAAAAUAAUGAUCAAAUUGUAAAUUGAAGUAUAAAUCACUGCUGUUCCAACAGUAAAUAGUGUGCAAUCUGGCUGUUCGGUUUGUUCAUUAUUUUUUCCAUAAUCUGUUUAAUAUAUUAUUACUUUAGUUGUCCUGAACUUAAAUUAAAGAUAAUGCGUUCACGCUUUUGGAACUUUAUCGGUGGAAACGCACCAGAAUAAUUAUUCGUUCUUCAUCCUGAUUCUGAUGAUGUCGUCGGAAAUUCGCUUGGAAUUUGUUCAAAAACAUUGUUGAAAAGCGGCUGUUUUAUAAGAAACAAUUCCCAUACAAUUAAUGAUGUAAGUUGUGUGCAAAUUCGCCGGGACAUCAAAUUCUAAAAAUAACAGGUUAUAAAUUGGUAACGCUAA
Leucoraja erinaceus (little skate) is the source of this 2249-nucleotide messenger RNA. RefSeq names its product NK2 homeobox 5 (gene nkx2.5). Lineage: Eukaryota; Metazoa; Chordata; Chondrichthyes; Rajiformes; Rajidae. Gene Ontology annotation, molecular function: DNA-binding transcription factor activity, RNA polymerase II-specific; RNA polymerase II cis-regulatory region sequence-specific DNA binding. The transcript is spliced from 3 exons. Gene Ontology annotation, biological process: cell differentiation; regulation of transcription by RNA polymerase II. The record is from RefSeq and is a predicted model, not a curated record. Gene Ontology annotation, cellular component: nucleus. Bases 195 to 1127 code for a protein of 310 amino acids.